Blastomyces gilchristii SLH14081 is the source of this 1356-nucleotide messenger RNA. RefSeq names its product tubulin alpha-2 chain. The record is from RefSeq and is a predicted model, not a curated record. Gene Ontology annotation, molecular function: GTP binding; structural constituent of cytoskeleton. Gene Ontology annotation, biological process: microtubule cytoskeleton organization; mitotic cell cycle. The coding region runs from base 1 to 1356 and encodes 451 amino acids. NCBI's taxonomy places the organism in Eukaryota, Fungi, Ascomycota, Eurotiomycetes, Onygenales, Ajellomycetaceae. Gene Ontology annotation, cellular component: microtubule; cytoplasm. The transcript is spliced from 7 exons.
AUGAGAGGCGAGGUCUGCCAUCUCCAUAUCGGCCAGGCUGGUACCCAGCUUGGAAACAGUGCUUGGGAACUAUAUCUUCUCGAACACGGUUUGAAGGCUGAUGGUCGUCUGGACCCCGAAGCCACAGACAUUGGUGAAGCUGGGUCCUUUGAAACCUUCUUCACCGAGACGGGCAGCGGCAAAUAUGUUCCUCGCUCUAUCUUCGUCGAUUUGGACCCUUCCCCAAUCGAUGAAAUCCGCACUGGUCCCUAUCGCCAGCUCUUCCACCCUGAAAUGUUGAUCAGCGGAAAGGAAGAUGCAGCAAACAACUAUGCCCGUGGUCACUACACCAUCGGAAAGGAGCUUGUCGACAGUGUCAUUGACCGAAUUCGCCGUGUUGCUGACAACUGUUCGUCCCUCCAGGGAUUUUUGAUCUUCCACUCUUUUGGCGGUGGUACCGGUUCCGGUUUCGGUGCCCUCCUCUUGGAGCGUCUCUCCACCGAUUACGGCAAAAAAUCCAAGCUCGAAUUCGCUGUCUACCCAGCACCCCGUGUCUCAACCGCCGUUGUCGAACCAUAUAACGCCGUUCUCUCUACCCACAGCACCAUUGAGAAUUCUGACUGCACAUUCCUCGUCGACAAUGAAGCUGUCUACGACAUCUGCCACCGCAACCUUGAUAUCCCCCGCCCUGGUUAUGAACAUCUCAACCGCCUCAUCGCCCAAGUUGUCAGCUCCAUCACAUCUAGCUUGCGCUUCGAUGGUGCCCUGAACGUCGAUCUCAACGAGUUCCAGACCAACUUGGUCCCUUACCCUCGUAUUCACUACCCCCUCAUCAGCUACGCACCCGUUGUAUCCAGCAACAGAAGCUCCCAUGAAAGCUUCAAGGUCAACGACCUUACCUUCCAAUGCUUCGAACCAAACAACCAGAUGGUCGUCUGCGACCCACGUAAUGGAAAAUACAUGGCCGUGGCUCUCCUCUACCGCGGUGACGUCGUCCCCCGCGACUGCAACGCCGCUGUUGCCUCCCUCAAAGCUAAGACCUCCUUCAACCUUGUCGAAUGGUGCCCGACUGGCUUCAAGAUCGGCAUCAACUACCAGAAGCCCAUGCGCGUGCCAGGCGGCGAGCUCGCUCCAGUCGACCGCUCCGUCAGCAUGUUGUCCAACACCACCGCAAUUGCCGAGGCCUGGAGCCGUCUUGACCACAAGUUCGACCUGAUGUACUCGAAACGCGCCUUUGUGCAUUGGUAUGUUGGCGAGGGAAUGGAGGAAGGCGAAUUCUCCGAAGCACGUGAGGAUCUUGCUGCGUUGGAGAAGGAUUACGAGGAGGUUGCCAGCGAUAGUCUGGACACGGAAGGGGAUGAGGGUGUUGAGUAUUAA